UAGCCGCCGCCGCCGCCGCCGCCGCCGCCGCGCCGCCGCCGCCGCCUUAGAGCUCCCAGCGCUGCCCAGCGCCGCCAGCGGAGGAACAGUCCCAGUUAUUUAUGCUGCUGCUACGUCCGCCGCUUGUAGUUCAGUCCGACCCCCCCCCCCGUAACUCCCGCGGCCGUCCCCUCUCCUCCGCGCGCGCGCGCACGCACACACACAUACAACAUACACAACACACACACACAACACACGCGCAUGCACGCACAGAUACACUCUCCCCCCUAACCCCCCAUUCCAGGCGGCAGCUGCAAAAGACUUUGUGCACGGCUGCGUGGGCUGGGGCUUUCGGCAGCUCCUCUCCUCUUCGGGGGUCACCUCCUCUGGACGCCCCGCUCCGCGUCUCGCUUUUCUUGAUUAAAUAACAGAAAUCCAUCGACCCUUCAUCUCGAUCCAUAAGAGAGAUAGUAGAAAAGCUGGAGAAAAGAAUAUUCUAAGGGGAAAAAAAGAACAAGGCACCUAUACCUUUAAAGAAAGAACUGAGGACGACGUCUCCUUGCAUCUACUAAUGAUCAUUGUAAUGUGAUGCUGGACCUGAACUUGCUUAAGACUCCCAUUCAAGGUUGAAUUAGGAAGUUUUGUGCAGACCUGGAAGAAGCAGGUAUUAAGUCAUGAUGCAGGAAUCUGCGACAGAGACAAUAAGCAACAGUUCAAUGAAUCAAAAUGGAAUGAGCACUCUAAGCAGCCAAUUAGAUGCUGGCAGCAGAGAUGGAAGAUCAAGUGGUGACACCAGCACAGAAGUAAGCACAGUAGAACUGCUGCAUCUGCAACAACAGCAGGCACUACAGGCAGCAAGACAACUUCUCUUACAGCAGCAAACAAGUGGAUUGAAAUCUCCUAAGGGCAGUGAUAAACAGAGACCACUGCAGGUGCCUGUGUCAGUGGCCAUGAUGACUCCCCAGGUGAUCACCCCUCAGCAAAUGCAGCAGAUUCUCCAGCAGCAAGUACUGUCUCCCCAGCAGCUCCAAGCACUUCUUCAGCAGCAGCAAGCAGUCAUGUUGCAGCAGUCAAAAUGGUUUAUUCAGCAACAACUACAAGAGUUUUACAAGAAACAGCAAGAACAGUUACAUCUUCAGCUUUUGCAGCAGCAGCAGCAACAGCAGCAGCAGCAGCAACAGCAGCAGCAGCAGCAGCAGCAGCAGCAGCAGCAACAGCAGCAGCAACAACAGCAGCAGCAACAGCAGCAGCAUCCCGGGAAGCAAGCAAAAGAGCAGCAGCAGCAACAGCAGCAGUUGGCAGCGCAGCAGCUUGUCUUCCAGCAACAGCUUCUCCAGAUGCAACAGCUCCAGCAGCAGCAGCAUCUGCUGAAUCUCCAGCGUCAGGGACUCAUUUCCAUCCCACCUGGCCAGUCUGCUCUUCCUGUCCAGUCUCUGCCACAAGCUGGCUUAAGUCCUGCUGAGAUUCAGCAGUUAUGGAAAGAAGUGACUGGAGUUCACAGUAUGGAAGACAAUGGCAUUAAACAUGGAGGGCUAGACCUCACUACUAACAAUUCCUCCUCUACUACCUCCUCCACCACUUCCAAAGCAUCACCACCAAUAACUCAUCAUUCUAUAGUGAAUGGACAGUCUUCAGUUCUAAAUGCAAGGCGAGACAGCUCGUCACAUGAGGAGACUGGGGCCUCUCAUACACUCUAUGGCCAUGGAGUUUGCAAAUGGCCUGGCUGUGAAAGCAUUUGUGAAGAUUUUGGACAGUUUUUAAAGCACCUUAACAAUGAACAUGCUUUGGAUGACAGAAGUACUGCUCAGUGUCGGGUGCAAAUGCAGGUUGUGCAACAGUUAGAAAUACAGCUUUCUAAAGAACGUGAACGUCUUCAAGCAAUGAUGACCCACUUGCACAUGCGACCCUCAGAGCCCAAACCAUCUCCAAAACCUCUAAAUCUGGUGUCUAGUGUCACCAUGUCGAAGAACAUGUUGGAGACAUCCCCACAGAGCUUACCUCAAACCCCUACCACACCAACGGCCCCAGUCACCCCGAUUACCCAGGGACCCUCAGUAAUCACCCCAGCCAGUGUGCCCAAUGUGGGAGCCAUACGAAGGCGACAUUCAGACAAAUACAACAUUCCCAUGUCAUCAGAAAUUGCCCCCAACUAUGAGUUUUAUAAAAAUGCAGAUGUCAGACCUCCAUUUACUUAUGCAACUCUCAUAAGGCAGGCUAUCAUGGAAUCAUCUGACAGGCAGUUAACACUUAAUGAAAUUUACAGCUGGUUUACACGGACAUUUGCUUACUUCAGGCGUAAUGCAGCAACUUGGAAGAAUGCAGUACGUCAUAAUCUUAGCCUACACAAGUGUUUUGUUCGAGUAGAAAACGUGAAAGGAGCAGUAUGGACAGUGGAUGAAGUAGAAUACCAGAAGAGAAGGUCACAAAAGAUAACAGGAAGUCCAACAUUAGUGAAAAACAUACCUACCAGUUUAGGCUAUGGAGCAGCUCUUAAUGCAAGUUUGCAGGCUGCCCUGGCAGAGAGUAGUUUACCUUUGCUUAGUAACCCAGGACUGAUAAAUAACGCAUCCAGUGGUUUACUGCAGGCAGUCCACGAAGACCUCAAUGGGUCGUUGGAUCACAUUGACAGUAACGGAAACAGCAGUCCGGGCUGCUCUCCCCAGCCUCACAUACACUCAAUCCAUGUCAAGGAAGAGCCAGUGAUUGCAGAGGAUGAAGACUGCCCAAUGUCCUUAGUGACAACAGCAAAUCACAGUCCAGAAUUAGAAGAUGAUAGAGAGAUUGAAGAAGAGCCUUUAUCUGAAGAUCUGGAAUGAAUAAAGACUUGAGAAACCUCAGAAUGAAGGGACAUAUCACUGACCUUCAUAACCACUCCACAACCAUGAAUAUUUGACAAAUUUUUACUGUGACUAUUUAUUAAGCAUGGAUAAAGGAGACAGCCCUAAAGGAACUUAUUAAGCCAGCCCUUUGGGAUCCAGUAACAACAGGCAAAUUGCUUGUUUUCUUCUUUUUUUUUUUUUAGAAAAAAAAAGACAAAACUGAUUUUCUUGAAAAAAAAAAUGAACUGUUCUUUCUAUAAUGGCUUUGCCCAUUUAAAAAAUGUGGCUAUUAAGGGUUCAUGAAAUGACUGAAUAUGAGGAUACAUGUUCUGUAGAAAGCAAAUGCGCCUCAUAUACUGCCAAAAAUAGUGUUAGUUUCAUUAAUGUGAAUUUUCCAGCAUACAGUAGUUGUAAUGUUAGAAACAAUUGCUGGUCAAGUUCAACUUGUUGCUAUUGUUUUUAAUUUGCACAGGAGUAGUAUCAGAAAUUAGUGUCACUGCUUGUAUCUAGCUGAAUUUUAAACAACAGAACAUUAGUUUUUUAUGUUGGUGCCACCAACUGUAAAUGACAUGAGUUAGUUAUUACAAACCACAGUAAUUAGACUGUUGCAACCAUCUAAAAUUACCUUAGGCUUCCAGUCUGUGCGGUUAGUGUUCAGAUGUAAAGUGCAAUCCUAAGCUAACAUUGUCCGUGCAAGCACCAUAGAAACAUUUGCAUAUCUGCAUAUUAUCUUACAACUGUACUCUCUUACCUCCUUGUGAUAAAGCUUUGUCUACCUGCAAACACAGUCAAAGGCUACAGCUGCAAACCAAAGCCAACUCUAACAAUGGCCAAUAGCUCCACGACAGAAGCAGCCACAUGCUUUGGUCAGCCUUCUGUAACUUUAAUUAGUACAAAGGAACCUUUCCAUGAACUACCUGCUGUUUUCUGAUGACCUCUGGGAUCUUUUCAUUUAGCCCUAUACAAAGAAACAAAUAUGACACAACAAAACAAAAAAAGUCAAUCCAGUCACAGUCUAAUCUUCUGAGGCCAAAAGUCCAUCUAAAUGCAAUGAAGAUUUGCUUUCCUUUAAGACAGAGGUGAGAACAAAGUCUGCAGUGGAAGUUAUGAUAGAAAGCAACAAAAUGUGGAUCACUGACCAAAAUGAUUAUGUACUUGAUGCAAAUGCAGAUUGCAUAUUGUUAUAUAUAUAUAAUACAUUGUGUUUCUUCCCUCCUUCCUUCCCCUCCCAACCUUCCCCUGCCCUAUUCAGUCAGUUAUUUUCUGUGGUGAAUACAUGUUGUUAGAUGAUGUCUUGUAUGGUCUUAAUCUUUGUUGUGUACUAUUUUUUAUAGUCUUAAGUUAUAAUGAAAAAAAAAGUAGGAACCAAACAUAAAAGGUCUAGUAAAGCCAAAAAUUAAUUUCAUAUUGAUUUUAAAGUGAUCUAGCUGAGUUUUUACACUGAAAGCAAAGAUUAUAGCAAUUGUAGUCCAUGGUAUUUAUUUUCAGUCAAACCAAAGUUACAUAUAAUUCUGCCUCUGCUUAUACGGGAUAUUAACACUAACAAUACACUCCCUUCAGAAGACUUGCACAGGCCAAACUGUUGGAAUGCUGGUUUUCUUGACAACUCCAAACCCAAAAAAAAAAUAUGAUAAUGCGUUAUGGUGUAGUUGAAAAUAGCAUAGUCAGAUGUUUGCUUAAAACCUAGAAACUUUACGUGUUGCUUUUCAUGUGCUGUGCCAAGUCUUGAUAAUACUUUUUCCCCCAACCAAGGGACCUCAUAACCUGAUUAUGGUUAUUGCUUUACAAACAGUUUUUGACAGAAGGUGGCUGCUAGAGCUUAACAUACGUACCAGUUCCAUGUGAUGGGGCUGGUUCUUGCAACCUAAGCUCAUCAUUUAUUCUUUGCUGAAGUCAGCAAAUAGACUUAAAGAGAUACACAGUCAUCUAUCACGCCAAAUAAAAGGACAUAACGGCUUUCAAAAGGGUUUUCCCACUUACCCAAAAGGCUUUCUGAAAGCUUCUACCUCUGCAAAAAAAAAAAGAAAAAAAAAGAAAAAAAAAGAGAAAAAGAAAAAAAAGAAAUUAGAACAAUUAUGGCAGAUUGCAUGAAAUGUGAGAACGUCACAGUAACUGCUACUUUUCAUUAUGUUUGUCUUUGGGUCAUGAUCAACAAAAGGGUUACAGUUUCAAAAGAGAGAUUGGGAUUGUAAUAAGAUGGUUUUCAGGCAUCUAGAAGUCUAAUGUAAGGAUUAUCUGAAAAAGAAAAUGGGUCUCUCCAGUACAUGUUCACAAGAUAAUGAUGGACUGGAUGGAGGUAAACGUGGUAACUGUCCCAUCAAGAAGGUGGCCUAAGACUACAAUGCUAAAGUAUGCAUACCUCAGUUACAAAACUUUUGAAAGGAAGUCUCAGCCACAGAAUGCAUAUACCUGUAGAGUUUUGCAUGGGUUUUAUAUAAAUACAAUUUAAAAGAAAAUAGCUGCUUGCACAUUAUACCAGAAAAACCUCCAAAACUGCAAUUGCUUUGAAAAUAGAUUUUAGGUUUUUUGGAGUUUUCUGAGAUGCUUGGUCUGUAUUUUGAUAAUUGUGCAUAUUAUGUAAAAAUGUUGGUGGACCCAUAAAUGACCAGACUUUUUCUAAGAAAAACGUUGCUUUAAUGCAUUUCAUGAAUUUUUAAUCUUAUAUCAUUGCUUGCUAGUAAUAGCAAAUCUGCUUUUCUGCAUCUGCUUUGCGUAGCUAUUGUAAGGCUUUGAACUAAUGUAUGUAUUUAUUGCUUGAACUUCUGUGCAUACCUUAUAAAGCAUAAUGUCUGACAAUUUAAAUGGCUCAUGUAUUCUUGCUUCUAUCAUAAACUGAUGAUGGGGACUAUGAUCUUUUGUAUACAGCAAAUUUUAACUGUAGCACAAACAUCUGUUUAUGUAUUGGUGAAAUAUACCUGUUUUAUUUAUCUUUUUGAGGUAAACUAAUUUUUGAUACUUUUCAUUACUGUGUACUAUGUUCAUACCUUGAAUUCUCUGACGUUAGAAGUCAUGGUUGAGAAUUGUAACAGCUGUUAUAUCCGUUCUGUAUUCAUGGCUUUCACUGCUGAAUAAAAUAAAGGACCAAACCUAGGAUUUGAAAGAAAACUGUCUACCUCUAACACCAGGGAGUUAUCAGAUUUUAUUUUACAUAGUUUUAGUCUACAAAGACACAAUUGCUUAAACCUAGUGGGCUUAAGGCUUAUAUUCUGUGUGGUUGGAUUCAUGGCGCAGUUGUACUGUUUGAAAAUCAAUUAAAAUUUCACGUGAAUGUUACAAGUAUUUGGUAGAAUUACCACUAACUGGGUUUUCUGUAGAUAACUCAGAUAUGGAGACACUAUCAUCAGCAUUCUGUGUCUACAGCUGCUUAACUUCAUAAGAAUGCAUUUCUCUUUGUGAUUAGGGACUCAAGAACAGUCAGAAUAGAGCUACAGAACUACACUUUAAAAUAAACAUCCUGGACUUUAAUGUCCCUUGGCAGAUUCAGUCACAAAAUCCAACAGUCUGUUUUCUAAAGUUCCUCCAGUCGGGCAUUCACAUUUUGGAGAAUUUACUUUAGGCUUUAGACCAUAUACACCAAUAUUAACAUUCAUUUGAACAUUCUAGGUUUAUAAAUACCAUAAAGCUAUUAGGAGCAACAUGGUUUGCCCUUGUUACUUCACUAGUUCAAGUCAGUGUGAAAGGUCUUUGUCCAUACAAUUUGGCAAAUCUUACUGAGCAAAAAGGAUGUACAUUUUACUAUAGAAUUAAUGUAUGAACAGUGUGUUACUGCUGUUGGUUGUAAAAAAUGUAUAUGAAACAUUUCAUUCAUUUGCUUACAUUUCUGAAGUAUAAAUAAAAAGUCUAAUUCUUUUUGA
This is a messenger RNA of Phascolarctos cinereus (koala), 6652 nucleotides long. NCBI's taxonomy places the organism in Eukaryota, Metazoa, Chordata, Mammalia, Diprotodontia, Phascolarctidae. The record is from RefSeq and is a predicted model, not a curated record.